AUGUCUGAACGCACUGUUUCCCCGCAUGUCUUCUCUGGUGAAACCACGCGACCUCUCCGUAUCGCUGUGUCUUCGUCCUCUCUGUCUUCCCACGUGUCUCCUCUCAACUCGCCUACGUCUCCACUGUCUUCUCUUUGCUUCGCUGCUUCCUCUGCCUGCCCUGGCCACUUUUCGUAUUCUGUGCGAGCUGUCGUUCGCCGCCGUCCGGCUUCUUUCUCUUCUCCCCGCCCUCGGCGGACAGGCGAGACGCCGCAAUCUCCGCUGCUGGCUGUGCCAGGCGGAGACUCAUUGGAUGAGGCGAGCCCCGAGUGGGAGACUGCUGAUGCUCUCUUUGAACGAAAUGCUGAUUUCCCGGGACUCCCCGAUGUGACGUCACUCGAUGAAGGCCCCGCCUUCGACGACCUCGCGCCCUCGCCCCACCCCGCUUCAGGUGUACAUACCCCCGAGGACCCGCCCGUCGAGCCGAGCGACACCGCUCGACGGCGUGUACGCCGUCCGGCUCGGACUUUGUCUGUACAGAAUGGCGACGCGUCGAGACAAAGACCUUCCUUCCCCUCGCCUGUCUCCCCUCGCAGCCGAGAGCUCCAAGGCCGGCUGUCUUCGUCAGCACGCGCGAGAGACUGGACGAGAAGAGAAGAGGAAACGAGACGGCGGGGCGUGGGGAACAGCACGUCCGACUCGGUAGGGCCGGCGCGCGCACGCGAAAGAGCAGACACGAAUUCGGCGAUUCCUUUGUCAGGGCGCCGCCGCGCCAGACCGCUCGAUGGUGCAGAUGCCGGAGCCUCGCUUUUGGGUGUACAUACACCCGAGGACGCCGGCCAUGUGUCUGGAAGUCCGGCCUCCUCCAACGACCUUGAAGGCGGCGAUCCGUUCUCUUUCUUCGGAGACGCAGGCCGCCUCGAAGACUCCUCACUGUACCCGCCUGGCCAAGUCGACGCAUUUUCGUCUCCCUCGAGAGCUGGAAGUCCCAACCCUGCCGGCCGAGGCGGCUACUGGCGGGGGCGGGAAGAAGAAGAAUACACGCCUGCGGCCUUCCCCCAGCAUCUGCCUGGACGGCGACGAGGCUUUGGUGCUCGAGGGGCUGUCCCGGAUCGUCGGCGGCUAGGAGGCGGCACAUCUUUGGGAGAUCGCUUUGACAGCGCGGCGGAGUCCCAGGAGGACGCAAACUGGCUAGACAGCCGCGCACUCCCACGGCCGCCCUACCUGACUUCCGACGUUUGGCGCUCUCCCAGAAGCCGGCAAGGCCGUGCGCGCGAUCCGCGAAACGCUGGGGGAGCUCCGAGGCCGCGACACAGCCAGCAGGCGCGCGACGGCGCGAAAGCCGGCGCAGGGCCGAGUCGCCUCCACGAGGUGUCUGUACACCUGGACGGCGACGCCGUGCUCGGAACGGAAGACCUCGAAGACGAGGGUGGAUUCGUCACUGCGGCUGUGGAGGCAGAUGAAGAAGACUGGCCUUCGCGACGCAGCGCUCGGGCCUCCGAGAGUUGGGGCGCUCGCGCGCGUGGGCGCUUCGAGGGUUUCCCGGGGCUGCGUCGAGACCGCAGACGUGACGGGAAUCUCUUUUUCCCUGACGCGCCUCCCCGCGGCCUGGUGCCUGCGGCCUUUGCGAGUCGCGAUCCGCUCGGCCUCUUUGAGGCUCCCGAGGGCCUCGGCGGGAAAGGCGACCGACGCCCGGCGUCGCCUCGCAACCCACGCUUUGCGUUUCAGGCUCCAGAGCGGAACUCCCGGGGACGCGGUGGUGGAUCUUUCCGCCGCCCUCUGGGCCUCUUGGAGCGCAGCUGGUCGCAGCUCGGCAAGCGCUGGGUGUCGAGUCCCUUCGCCGCAGCCUUGGAGGGCGAGCGGUCCCUCGAGGCCGAGAACGGGGUGCUUCAAGGCCGAGACAUCGACCUCGACGAGAGACGCUUCUCCGUUUUCCCUGUCCGCAUUCCCCCUCUGGUUCGCUCCAUGGAUGUCGGUCUGCUGAUCUAUCAGCGGCGCGACGAGGGUGGCGAGGAUGACAGAGAAGGUGCGAAAAACUCAGACAAAGACGGAGGAGAAGGAAAGGAAGGACAGAGGAGAAAAGACCUCGGAGGACGCGCUUCUCUGGGACGUCAACUGAGGCAAGACAUGGACGCUCAACUCGACCUCGCGCUGGACGACGAGGUUCUCGGCGAUUUGAUCGACGACUCCAUGCGGCGGCGGCUGCUCCUCCUUCCUCAGGCCGCGACCGGUGCGAGAGCUGAGGCAAUGGAGCCUACCCCAGACGACGCGAAAGCCGAGAGAGACGCGCAGAGAGGCGCGCACAAAGAAGACUCAGAGGACGAGCUCUCCGCCGACACGGAAGCGAGAGAAACCGCCAGCGGUACGCACCCUGGGGAAGAGAUGGCGAAGCUUCUGGAGGAGACACAAGUUCCGGGCUCGACAGAGACAGACAGGAGCGGAGUGAAGACGGACUCCCACCGGUUCUCCUUCCAGGCAAUCUACAAACAGGCUGUCGAGCUGUACAAGAACGACCCCAGACUCCCACAGGUGCAUGCACAGGCGGAACAAAUCCAGCGGGCUCUCGCCUCGAGAAUCAAAAGGAAAAUCUCGCUCGACGCAGCCCUUCGCCGACACGGGCUACCCCUCAAUCCGUUCUCGUGGAUGGCGCGCGCGUUCGUCUACUUUAAUCGCUUCCAGCUUCGAAACGUUCUCUUCACGCUGUGGAAAGACCACGUUCUUCAUCACUGGUAUCGCCAUCCGAGGCGCCUGGCCGGCGCAGGCAGACUCCCGCAAGCAGCCUUUUCCCCCCUCUUCCAAGAGGCAGCCGAAGAGCGACGAAUGAGAAGAGAGGCUCGAGGCGGCUCGCCUCCCGCCGCACCUUUUGAAGACACAGAGACGCCUGCGAGGCGAGGAGCCGAGGCAGACCAGAGCCAACCCCGUCAGGGCCCUUUUGGGGCAGCGGAGAACGGAGGAGAAGUGCGUGGCGACGAAGGCGAAGAGAUCGGCGAGACAGACGGCGCGGAGACGAGGACAAGAGAAACAGAGGGAGGCGAGGCGGAAGUGAAGGAUGGGGACUGGGUCGGAAUCGAGGAAGACUGGCGGCUGUACGUGCAGCGCGUCUACGGCAUCGACCUUGCUCAGCACCCGACGCUGGAGUUGCCCCUGCUGGUCGCAAAGCACGUUUUCCUCACUCAGCGCUACAUCGCCUUCGUCGCGCGGUACCCCGAGCACAGAUUCCGUUUCAUCUCGCACAAGCGGUGGCUGGCCGAGCAAAUGCGAGACGAAGACGAGGACAGCGGCGACGACGAGGCGGGAAGAUCGGGGGGUCGGGAAGGUCCAGCUUCUCAGCCCGGAGAUGUCCAUACACCCGAGAAGAACCUUCCGGAAGAGGGCGUAGGUACAGAGCCACCGUCGCCGGCGGAGCAUCGAGAUUUGGAGACAGAGGAACAGAGACAGGAGAAGCAGGAGGACGGAGCACCUGUCGCGGAGCGAGGUGGAGCGAGCGAAGACGGGCUACCCGGAGACGAUUCGCAGCGAGAGGCAAGUCGCCGGGGAGAAGACGACGCGCAGAGGCAGGACGAGGCAGAGACGAGGGAACAUCUCCCAGACGUACAAGAAGAGACAGGGGAGACUGGUACGUCUAGUGGACGCUUCGAAGGGUUCGCAUCUCAGAGCGAGGAAGACAGAGCGGCUGGUGAUCAGCCGGAAACGCACGUCGCUUCGGAUCCUGCAGCUGACUCCGCGACUCCUCCCUCUGGGGCUUCCACUGAGGGAGACCAGAGGGGUACCGCAGACGAAGUCCUCUCUCCGCCCUCGUCUUCUCUCUCUUCGCCUUCUUCUAUGACUUCCUUGUCUCCGUUGUCCCCACGGGGGACAGCCGCAGCGGAGCGAGAGACGAGUGCUUCGGGGGAAGUUGGUGAAACGGAGAACCGGAAGCGCAAACGCGGCGGCAGUGCGAAAAAGGGCUCUUCGUCCGGUUCGGGGGACGAGCAAGCGCCGAGUUCCGUGAACGUUCCGUCUCUUUCUCCUGUCGAAGCGCCGAGCGACGUCGCCAAAGCCGCCGCCGAGGAAACGAAUGCAGCGGCGCACGAUGUUAACAAUGACAAAGAGGAGACGGAGAGCGGCAAAAACGAAGAGGAAGCAAAGGUCCGCAUUGAGGAAAACGAGCAGCAGAGGAAAAGCGAGGAGACACAGGCAGAGUCUGUGGGGGUCUACGGGGACAUGGGCUGGCAAGCAUCGUAG
Molecule: messenger RNA, 4203 nt
Organism: Neospora caninum
Lineage: Eukaryota; Apicomplexa; Conoidasida; Eucoccidiorida; Sarcocystidae
Exons: 3
Coding region: 1-4203 (1400 amino acids)
Source: RefSeq, a predicted model, not a curated record